Molecule: messenger RNA, 603 nt
Organism: Jaminaea rosea
Lineage: Eukaryota; Fungi; Basidiomycota; Exobasidiomycetes; Microstromatales
Exons: 2
Coding region: 1-603 (200 amino acids)
Source: RefSeq, a predicted model, not a curated record
AUGGUUCGCAUUCAAAGCUUCCUCUUCGCUACGACCACAGCGCUCGUCGUGCUCCUGCUGAGCGGCACAGAGAUCGCUCAAGCUGCUAUUAUCCCCAACGACCAUCCUGUCCCCAAACGCUCAGACGCUGCUCCAUCAACGCGGGACCAAUCCAGCUCUUUCCUACCCUUCGGCCCGGGCUCCCUCCCUCCCCUGUCGAAGAGAACGAAACGCUCUUAUCUGAGCUCCUGGUUCUCACUCCAGUCCGACCCACAAGACCCCAAUAACAAUCCCGCUCUCGACUCGUCGUCAGACAGUGUCGAAUUUUCGUCGUCGGGCAGCCUCAAUCUCCUGCGAAGCAAGAAGGAGGAGCUGCUUAACCAGGCGCAAGAGGCCGCUCAAGAAGCAGAGGCGGAGGAGCUUGUGGGCGGGAAGCUUGCAGCGGCUGCUGAAGGGGUAGACGAGGACGACGAGGAAGCUGCUAGGGUUGAAGGGGGAGGCAUGGUCGGUGCGUGGUGGCAGAGCCAGAGGAGGAGACAGAGGGAGAGCAGGAUGUGGAAGCUGGAGGAGCAGAAGCCGGCGGCCAAGGGCAAGAAGAGAUUGAGUGGAUGGUCAGGCUUGUAG